This is a messenger RNA of Selaginella moellendorffii, 1117 nucleotides long. RefSeq names its product set1 complex component sdc1-like. The record is from RefSeq and is a predicted model, not a curated record. The transcript has 3 exons. Bases 673 to 1002 code for a protein of 109 amino acids. Lineage: Eukaryota; Viridiplantae; Streptophyta; Lycopodiopsida; Selaginellales; Selaginellaceae.
AUCCGCUCGGCCAGGACAUGGCGCAGAGCAUCCUAGGUCCCCUAAAGGGCAUCAAGGAUUCAAGGUGGCAAAAGGCAAUGUGGUCCACUUACCGUGGAGUUGUGGCAGAUGAGCUUCUCCAGGUGGGGGCGGAGGUGGAGGAGGCCCCUGGCGGCGGAGGUGGACAAGUCGCAGCCCCGGAGCUCCAGCGACCGCAGCCUCUCGAACGGCAGCAGAUUGAUGGGCGUGGGAUCCCGAGCAGGGGAUUGCACAAGCGACACGACCUUGACACUGGCCAGCAGCCCAAGGACACGGCGGAGCAGCUCUAGAGCCCGGUGGUCGCCAAGGUCCGCGAUGUAAGCGCGCAGGUAGUCCACGGGCGCCGCCGUGUGCAGCUGCUCCAGCUCCUGCAGCGAAUCCAGCCGCGCCUGGAGGUAGUGCAGGCCCAGCGGGUUGAGCUUGAGCACCCGGCUCCCGUCCAGCAGCGCCGCGACGUUCUCCUCCACGAAGCGCGCCAGCAUGUCCAAGUACCUGUCGCCCGUCACGAUCUCCAUGGCCGCAGGCAGGGCGGCCUGGAAGCCCGACCUAAGAGAAGCGAAUAUUCCACCGGGGCAAGGGUCGUGGCCGUUUGACGAGUCAACCACAAGCGCUUGACACGCGGAGUCUUACUUUUGGAGGGCGUCGCCAAUCGCCAUGGCGGGAGACGACGACGCCGCAAAUGUUCGUGUCAGGCUGCUCGUCAGGGCGGUCCCGGUUCGGAAUUACCUGGAGGAUAAUGUUGUGCCCUUGCUCAUGCAAGGGAUGCAAAGCUUGAUUGUGGAUAGGCCUCCCAACCCGGUUGGGUACUUGGGUGAGUUUCUGGUGCGGAAUGACCCCAUGAGACCACCAGAACCCGAGAAGAAGACAGAAUGCGAGCACUGCGCACACUCUCCGCCGCCGCUGCCGACUCCUCCAGCUACAGAGGCUCCCAAGACAGACGAAGCUACCCCGGACGGAGACUCCGCAGCAGCACCACCAGCAUAAAUAACGUUCAGCCUAGUCGUCGUCCCCAUGAAAAUACAAUUCCCUUGUACGAUGCCGUACGGAGCCGUGUGCCUCUUGACGUGGCGCCAAACAUUUAAACAUUUGAAGUCGCGCC